This is a messenger RNA of Laccaria bicolor S238N-H82, 2475 nucleotides long. RefSeq lists its product as uncharacterized. The record is from RefSeq and is a predicted model, not a curated record. Lineage: Eukaryota; Fungi; Basidiomycota; Agaricomycetes; Agaricales; Hydnangiaceae. The transcript has 3 exons. Bases 1 to 2475 code for a protein of 824 amino acids.
AUGCCCUCUCGCCUAGCUCAAUUCCAAUUUCCCCAAGGAUACGGCGAAGCCCCGAUGACAGUGUACCAAGCGGAAGGCAUCAUUGCCUCAAUCCCAGGAGUCACCGACAAGAUCGUCAACUGGUUUAAAGGGGAAUACCCCCAGGCGAACUCCUCUGAUAGGCUCAAGAAGGAGGUAAUGAUGCGGCAAAUGAUGCAAUAUUACAUUAGUGCUCUGAAAACGACGGGGAAGGACAAAACCACCGACCUUGAACCCCUCGUGGUUCGAAUUCUUCAAGAGGCCCUCCGAAUUCAAGAGGGCUCUUUUAACUGGGCAGUUAUCGCCGAACCCCCUGCUAAACCGAUCUACAAAGAUUUCCUCGCCGCAUGGGAUGCCCCCGGCGACGAUGAGCCCGAAGUCGUCACCAAACCAUCUAAUCCUCAGGAGAAUGCGAAGGGGAAGGGCCGUGAGACUGGGACACCCAUGGAUGAAACUCCGAAGCACACCACCCGAGGAGCCAAACGUAAAUUGGAGGAGGAGGAGGACGCCGAGGUGGAAGGAGAAGAAGAAGAAGAAGAAGAAGAAGACGAGGAGGAGGGGGAGGAGGGGGAAGAGCAGAAGUGGGAUGAGGGGCCGAAGAAAAGGUUGACGAGGGCGACGAAGAGAGUGAGGAUCAAGUCCGCGGCGGAGGUGAAUUCCGGGGAUGAGGGAGGUGAUGGUGGCAAUCGUUCCACCCCAAAGCGGCCUCAUCCAAAUGGGGUUUGCCAGGCAUGUAGGAAUGCGGGGCAAGUUUGUCUCCUCAGUGUCUCAGGUCGAACUGCUUGUGACCGAUGCAACGGGCAGAAGGAAAGGUGUAGUCUGACCAAGGGUAGAGGGGGUGAGAAAGGCGAAUCGACAACCAAGGGUAGCGGUGAGAAGGGGGAAUCCGCGAAAAAGGCUGAGCCGAAGAAAUCGGGCAAGAAGCCCACCCUCCCCACGAAGCCCUCUUCGUCGGGAUUGAAGCCGUCGGGAUCCAAGUUGACUGGAACCCAUCUUCUCGGGGAGAAGAUGACGGUAUUCAGCAAUCCCAACUUCGAGGGGAUUUCACCAAUUCCACCGAAGUCGAUUGGGGAGCUCGCGGGGGACAGGGGACAGUCUGAGCCAAGUGUCAGGGUGAGGAGGCGGAGAAGUGAAUCCGUUCGAGAGGGAAGCAUACGGCCUGGACAUGACCAGGAAAUUCCAAGAGACGCACUCCUGUCAGGCCUCGAUGACGGGUCUAGCACCCCGCCCCAAAUAUCGGAUCCCUUCACCGAUCGGCUGGACAACAUUUCGCUCCACCAAAGGCAUCAGAUGAGCGAGCUUGAAAGGCUCACGGUGAAGCUCCGGGAUGCCAACUCCCGCAUCGACGCAUUUUCGGCUACGAGCCUUCGGCAAAAAGACACGAACAUCGCUGAGUUGGAGCAACAAGUGGAGAUCCACAAGGCGACCAUCUCAGACCUCCAGCAAAAGCAAGACCUGACUACCAAGGUCCUGGCCGCGUUGUCGGCACACAUUGAACAUCUGGAGGAUGCUGGAGGCGCGGUAGAUGGGGGGGAUGCGACCUUCGCCGUCGAUCGAGGGCUAAACGAGAUCAGGGGAGAGAUGAUCGAUAUGGAGCAGAGGAUCGCGUCGGAGUACCAGGACAAGAAGGAAGUCGAAGCCGUGGCCUCCAAUAUGGAGGUCAUCCUCAACACCUUCAUCGACGAUGUCAACAAAGACCUUCAAGAAGGUCAUCGUAAGACUGCCAACAUCGCCGGUCGCCUUUCUGAACUCAAACGCCGAAAGCUAGAUGAGAGGAUCGGCUGUGUAGAAGCCCUCAGCUUCGAGUUCCUCACCGCCGCAUUUGCCCAGACGAAGGGUGAUAGGGGCGAGUACGAGGAAAAGAUGGAACGACGUCGGUGGGAGAUGGACAGAUUGGCUUCAGCUCCACGAGUCCCUACCGCCGGCCCGUCAAACGCCAUGCCUACCGCUGGCCCAUCGAAAGAGGUUCCCACCUCCGCUCCAGUCCCUUCGGCAACACCUGCCCAACCUGAGGAAGUCGACACCAGCGAGGACAAGUCAGCUCGAGUCAUUGCUCCACUACCCCGACGAAAUGUGCCUCAGUCGUCGGCUGGCACGACCGAAAGGUUUGGGGGCUGGGCUGGGCUAUCGGCACCAGUCCCAUCGAUGUCCAAGUUAGAGUCCACACUGAAGGUAGCGGUUGAUAUUCUGACAGCUACUGGGGAUGACAGGUACUCCUCACAGUUCACCAAUGCCAAGGCUGACCAUGCGCCAAGGAGGGAGACGCCGACGAGGGAGACGCCGACGAUGAAAAACGUUGGCCCAUCGUUGGAUCCCAUCACCGAAGCAGUCACUCCGAAGCCACCCAGUUCCGAGGUCAUGAACUUGGUGGAUCAGGGUGAGGACCAAGGUGACAACCAAGCUGAUUCGACCAGGGAGCCGGAAGCUGAGAAGGGUGAGCAGAGCGAGGGGGCUUGA